Messenger RNA from Aspergillus affinis, 2208 nucleotides. It is a transcript of the gene trm44, whose product is annotated as tRNA (uracil) methyltransferase. The record is from RefSeq and is a predicted model, not a curated record. Gene Ontology annotation, molecular function: tRNA (uridine) methyltransferase activity. Gene Ontology annotation, biological process: tRNA methylation. The coding region runs from base 1 to 2208 and encodes 735 amino acids. NCBI's taxonomy places the organism in Eukaryota, Fungi, Ascomycota, Eurotiomycetes, Eurotiales, Aspergillaceae. The transcript has a single exon.
AUGCCCGGCAGGAGCAAGAACCUAAGAAACACCUCCCUGCUUUCAGGGAGCCCCCUGUCGCAAACUCUCAUCCCCUCAGAUAUCCUCUCCAGUCCUGACCAAGAAUGGGUAACAUCCCCGGACCUCGCAGAGCACUGUCUGCCCUACAUCCCGGAGAUCAUGGAAGACGUGACGGUCUUCCUGCUGGGCAAUAUCAAUAUCAACUCGAGCCAUUUGUUCCGGGCUGACAUUCUGCAUGAUAGCUUGAGGCUGCUCAAAACGCCGUGGCAGAAGGAGAGGGUUCAUGCGCAGGUGGGCCAGGACGAGGCUGGGAGUGAUGAACUCGCGAAUAGCGGUACUGGUCAUGGUGAUGGUGCUGAGGCCGAAGCCGAGGCUUCAGAGGAGACGGUGGAGCCGAUACCUGCCAGAGACGUUCCUGGCUUCGAGUUAACCAGGACCGUGGUGAGACGGUUUAUUCCUCGCAAUCCGAACCUGGAUCGGGAGUUGGAGCAGACGUGUCAUUUCUAUGAUAAGAUCAAGGGCAGCGAAGAGGACGGGAAGAUGUCGACGCCCGCGUCUCGAGAUGUGUUGGUCGUUUAUACGCCUCAUGCGACUUCUAAGGAAGAUACGCCGUACUAUCAUCCCCAGAUCCGGGCAUUAGCGCUACUCUACAAGUUCGAGUACAAGAGCCCCGAGGCCGCAAGCACAGAAGUAGGAUCAGAGGAAGGAAAAUCACCCGGUUCAGGCACCUUGUCGCUACAUUUCCUCCCCUUUGCGGACGAGGAAAUCUCCAACCGUCUAGAACGCACCCUCAACGCCCUCAUCAACACCCAGAUUCGGCUUGCGCGCGGAACCCGCCUCCCCAACGAGCCCGGGAAAGUACCCAGAAAGGGCCGAGAUCGAGGCGGCGGAGAAGGUCGUGGUGGCGGCGACAAGCCUAAUAAAGAUAACAUCAUCCCGCAGCACCUGGUGCAAAACACAUACACGCGACUGAAGUUCAAGUACGGGCCUGACCUCUGCCGCGACUGGGUCGAGUCCACGGAGCCCAGCAAGCACGUCUUUGAGGAUCUCAGCAUUACCGCGUUCUUGGUCGAGCUGUGGCGAAGCAUGUACGGCGUUUGUCCUGCCGACGAGCGCACCGGGCAAGCUCCCUCGGCACAAGUCGACGACGCACGACCAGGAGACGAAGAUUCAGAUCCCCAGCCAUCCGACUUCCCAGGCUUCGUCGACAUGGCCUGCGGGAACGGCGUGCUCGUCUACGUCCUCCUCAUGGAAGGAUACAAAGGAUGGGGAUUCGACGCCCGCCGACGAAAAACAUGGAGUAUAUUUCCCGCCUCCGUGCAAGCCCGCCUCAAAGAAGAGAUCUACAUCCCGAAACCGUUCUUCGACGCACUGGCUCCUCCUGCAAGUCCCCCUUCAUCGGACCAAGUCCCAUCAAACCCCGACGACCAGGACUUCGACUUCGACCUCGGCGUCAAAUCCCACACCGGCACCUUCCCGCCCAACACCUUCAUCAUCUCCAACCACGCCGACGAACUCACCGUCUGGACACCCCUCAUGGGCGCCCUCUCUAACCCGGAGUCCCCAUUACCCUUCCUAGCGAUCCCCUGCUGCUCGCAUGCUCUAUCUGGUUUGAAAUACCGGUAUCCAGCACCGAAGCCUCAGACUCAAAAAGCCGACACCCACGAAGAAACCACCACCACCACAACCAACGAAAAUCCAUCGCAAGACCCAACCGCAGACGUAGACGCAGAUGCAGACGCCAACACAGACUCCCACGGCUCCCUGCUCGCCCUCCGCCAGACCAAACUCGCCUCUCAACCAGGCGCCACCGGCUUCUACAAAUCCACCUACGGAUCUCUCACUGCGAAGACGAUGUCCGUGGCCCAGGAAAUCGGAUACGGCGUCGAGAGCACCCUGCUCCGCAUCCCGAGUACCAGGAACAUGGGCGUGAUUGGAGGCAGGGAGAUUGUGACGCGGGAAUGGAGGGAGAGGAGAAAGAGGGCCAUGCAGACUCAGACCGAUACUCGUUCGCAGGCGCAGGAAUAUAUGUCUCCGGGUCCUGAUGAAGCAAGUGAUCGGGUCGUGGAUGUCGUUCACCGGGAAUGUGCGCGUGACGGGGGAGUCGCCAGCGCAGCGCAGAUCUGGGUUGAUCGUGCGAGAGGAAUACAUAAGGGUCCGGGGAGAGGGAAUUUGAAUCAAAAUCAUCAGUCAGGUUCCGGGCAUUGA